This is a messenger RNA of Drosophila takahashii, 1491 nucleotides long. It is a transcript of the gene mei-38, whose product is annotated as meiotic 38. The record is from RefSeq and is a predicted model, not a curated record. Lineage: Eukaryota; Metazoa; Arthropoda; Insecta; Diptera; Drosophilidae.
UCGAUUUGCGCAUCUCAGACGCGAUUUGCUUUUGAAUUAAAUUGUUCUGUUGUGUGUUGUGUUGUUUUACUCGCCAUGGACUCCCUGAAGGAAACUUUGGACAAGCCGGACUUCGACUGGGACGCCAUCAACGUGGGCGACUACCAGUUGGAUCACUCGCAGAACUUUUUCGCAGCGGCCAACAAGGAGAACAACAGGCGCCUCAGCAAUGUCAAUGCCACCUACCUCCUCGCCUGUCCCACGCCCCAGAAGAUCAGCACCAAGGAGGAACUCAAAACGGAGCCCCAGGAGCUGAAGCCCGAGAUCCUUUCCACUCCACAGAAGAGUAUCGAAACAGAGGAGCCUCCUAGAGAUGCCCAGGAUCUCGUCCAGGAGCAGCAAGAUCCCCCUGAGGAUCACGAAAUUAAACUCAAAUCGGAGCCACAGGAGCUGAAGCCCGAAAUGCCAGUUGAUCAGGCUGAAGAACACAUAGUUCCCCUCAUCUGGAACGAGGACGCUGACGAGGAGGAGGAGCACCUGACGGAGGCCGACCAGCACCUGGUCCACCAGGCAGCCCAUCCGCCUGGGGUCGCCGCCAAGCUGCGUCUGCAGUGGACUCCCAUGGCCCACCAUCACAGGGAGCAUGCAGGAGCAGCAGGAGGAGGAGCAGCAGGCGCCUCUGCCGCCCUGGCCACGCCCAAGGCCUACCAAUUCAAGGCCCUGUACGAGGGAAAGCGGCAGGAGGCGAUGCGCAGGCGCUCCGAGGAGGACAAGAAGGCGCGCCAGUUCCACAGCCGACCCAUGCCCAACUUCAGGGCGAUGCACAGGCGCAUGGACGAGCUGGUGGUCACGCACAGGAUCACCGUGCCCGUGACGCCCGAGGCAGUGAAGCCCUGGCACGGCCGGGUGCAUAAGGAUCAGAACCACCAGCAGCAGGAGCGCCAGGGACAGCGUCCUGGAGCUGCAGGAGCCACCCGCUUCGCGCCCUUCCAUCUCCGCAGCGAGCAGCGCGUGCGCGACCGCCGAGAGUUCGACGCCGCCGUGCAGGUGGGCCAGGAUCAGAAGAAGAAGGAGCAAGACGAACAACGGAAGCGAUGCGAGCAGGAGGAGAUCAAGGAGAUACGCAAGAUGACCCUUUUCAAGGCGCGUCCCAAUCCAUUUAAAUAGUGCUCGAGGGAGAACCAGGCGACGACUACCAAAAACAUUUGAUUCUGUCCAAAUUUCGAAUGAUGUAAAGUCGCCGCUCUGCAACAUUAACGUGUCCACACACAUAGUUUUACCACAUUAACACUAUUUUUGUCUCUAACAUUCAUUUUACGCCUAUUUCGUUUCCUUUUCUGGCGGAUGGACCACUGAAGAAACCACUAAAAUCGUAUGUUUGGCGUUUGGCGGGAGGAUUUAACUAUAUGGAUAUGUAUACAAUAUAAGCAAUUUGCAAUUGCGAUCAUUAACUGUUUUCUAUAUGUACAAAGCCGAAAAAAACAAUAAAUUAAUACUGUAAAUUGAACAAAA